Molecule: messenger RNA, 1367 nt
Organism: Triticum aestivum (bread wheat)
Lineage: Eukaryota; Viridiplantae; Streptophyta; Magnoliopsida; Poales; Poaceae
Exons: 5
Coding region: 1-975 (324 amino acids)
Source: RefSeq, a predicted model, not a curated record
AUGGGCUUGGACGGCAGCAUUGGCAUUUCAUGGUUCGACGUCAGCACCAUCAUCAUGGACAGUGUCGUCAGCAUGGGCGAUGGAGGCAGCCGUGGCGUCAUCAGCGCCGCACAACGUAGCGAUUUCGGAAAGGGCAGCAGCCGAGGCUGGUGGGGCGUCGGGGAUGUCGAGGCGUGCAUCAUGAAUGGCGUCUUUGAGCGCCUUGGCCACGUCAGAGGAGGAGAGGCGCGCGGCCCGGGCACGGACAGCCUUCGUAGUCAUGUCAGUGAAGACGCGAGGCUCCUUGGCAGCGAGACGAGAGCUCCGGUGAAGAAAAGAAAAAACAAGUUAGAAGACACUUGCGCUGGUCACAAUUUACACAAUUCAAAAAGAAGACACUUGCGCUCGCUCGGUUACAAGAAAAAAAAGGCGACGGUCGGAGUCGGAGGCGGCGGCGGAAGGCGAGCGAGGAACCCUAACCCAAACCGAGCACUCCGGAAGAAGAAGAAGAAGGCGCGGGCGCGGAUCCGAGGAGAGGGACAUCGGCGGCGAUGGCAUCAGCGAUUCGGCACGCGGCGAGGUUUGCUGGGCGGCGUCGCGCUCCGGCGGACGCGGGCGGGGUUGCCAGCCUAUUCCCUCCGGCCUCCUCCCACCGCUGCUGAGAUUGGGAGGCAUCACGCGCUCAAGGAAAUCAAACAGAAGAAGGAAGAGCUGUUCAGUCUGAUUGCCGACACGGAACGGCGAUACAACACUCGCCUCACCAAGGAAGAUUUUCAGAACAUACGUAUGCUCCAGCAGCUAGCCGUGCAGAUCGAUCCUAGGCCUGCCGACCCCUUGUGGCGCUCGAAGCGGUUUACGAAGCGACUCAAUGAUUUUGUUGGCUUUACCGGGGCCAUCGUGUCAGGCUACUUGCUUACGGAUAAAUGGCUCAACUCGGGCAAGGAUGCGGACCCAAGAGGGGAGGAGGGCAUGGCUCUGGCUGCUAGCCAGCAAUGAGUGAAUUGCUUCAUUCACUGGGACAAGGAGGCAGAAGAAGUGUAAAAGUAGUAGUAGUGUUCUGGAGGAGGAAGUUAUUAGUGUGCUCUUUCUGGGUAUCCUUUAGCUUAUGUUAUGUAUGAGCAACUGUGAGAUCUGUUGUGACAUUUGUACAAGUUGAUGACAUGGUGCCAGCAAACUAGUAUAUGUUCAAAACCUGCCUUUUCAUCUUGACUAUAAGAUAACUAGCUACUACUCCCUUCGUUCCUAAAUAUAAGUCUUUUUUGAGAUUUCAAUAUGGACUACAUAUGGAGCUAUGUAUAUUUAGGAACGGAGGGAGAGUAUUACAAGAAAUAUGUUUGGGCGCCCCCACUACAACGUUGGCCACAAUGUCAGCUGUGCCAUUUGGCAGA